AUGCCAAAGACGUACGGCAAAAACAACCUCACCAUAUCGCAACUCCUCGCCCGCGACUCCUCCGGCCGCCCACUCUCCUCCUGCCACCUCUCGCUCCGCGACCACGAAAUGGCCCACCUCGAGGAAUGGGCCGCAUCACACCACGUUACCCAGCACUCCCUGCCCACCGCCCAAACCUUCACCCGUCUGCUGGAGGAAAUCCACUACAUCCAAGAUCUCCGGACCGAAAAGGAGGUGUACGAGGUGGCGAACCGCGUCGGCAUGCACUUCUUCGGCGGCGGCGGGAAAGCAGCGGCGGCGGCGGCCAACAACAACAACAACAACAACAAGAAAGACGUGGCCAAGUUGGCGUUCGCCGUGCAGCAAUUGUGGCGGAACAACCAAACCGCCCACCACCAGAGCAACAACAACGACGACGACAACAACGAUGACGAUGUCGUGUCCCGUCAUCGUCGUCGUCAUCGGGAGGAGAAGAAGAAGAAUGCGUACCGCAGCACAACUCCUCCUCCUCCUGCCGUCCACACCCCCCCCUCCCCAAAUCAAAUCCGAGCCUCGAAUCAUCACCACCACCCCUCACAAAUCCGAUCCGCCGUCGCAACAACAACUUUUCCAUCACCCCUCCCAAGUCCUCCUUACACCAACAGAUCGACCUCGGCGGCCAACCACCACCUUCAUCCCACCACCAGCUCCUCCUCCUCCUGCCGUCCACGACGAGCCCGACCACAACAACAACUCCGACGCCGCCCAAAUCCCAACAUGGCGCCCGCCUACAAUUACCAGCUCGCCCGACCCAUUAUCGCUAGAUUCUUCACCGACCAAUCCAUCGGCAAUGUCGCUGUCCUAACCCCGACCUAUCUUAACGACCUCUACGAUCAACUCUCCUGGGAGCGUGGUGCUACCGUCGAACGCCGCCACAAGGGCAACCUCCUCAAAUGGAUCCGUCGCAAUAUGCCCGAGUUCGACGUCGCGCUGGGAGACCGCUUUGCCGCCACGAGCUUAAUUAAUAGGAGUAUGGCGGAGCAGCAAAGCGGUCUCGAUGUUCCGUGUCUCGUUGUUUCGUCGGAUUCUUCGCGAUCUUUGAAAUUGGCCAUGGAGGAGCGGACAGCGAGCUUCAAUAGUCGGUCCACUUCUUCUACGGCCGAGCGGACAGCGAGCUUCAAUGGUUCGUCACGGUCGACUUCUCCGUCAUCCUUUGAAAUCGACAUCGAGGAGAGGACAGCGAGCUGCAAUGCUCCGUCAACUUCUGCAUCAUGCUUGAACUUGGACAAAGAUGUGCAGAUGGCGGAUUGUUAUAAGAGCAUUAAGACUUUCGGAGAUCGAGACCGUGUCUGUAUCAAAAUCGAGGAAGAAGACCGAGCGGAACAGGUGGUCAAGAUUGCAGUUGGUCGUUCCGAUCUACGCAAGAGAGCGACGCCCAGAAACACCGGCAAGAUGACAUCGGUCGUUGCUCAGCCGAAAGAGCGUCCACUGUCGGCAAUGAAGAAACUCCACCCGUCUGCGAGCGAGAAGAUCGUUCCGAAAAAAGGCAAACAGAUCGAACUUCACACGUUCACCACACUGAUCUCAAACGAUGAGACCAAGUCCUCGGACAUCACCGACAUCAACGCACAGCUACCUUGCGAGCAGGUUGCCACCACGACCAUCCCCUACCCAUCUCCGCCUAUGGUUUCCUCCGACACCUACACCGCCGACUACAUAUCCCGACUCUUCGAGCCAUACAAUGUGAACAACAACCAGAUGUCGCAGAUGUCGCAGGAGAACCUCCUCCGUUCGAACGCGCACUACCACGCCAAUGUUGCAGCGGUCCCAGCUCUCCCACCGUCGUCACCGACCCCUCCUACUACAGAAACUUUGCGUUACAUCUUCCUCGCCGCGGAGAAGUUCUUGCACGACGGAGCGGUCGUCGACUGCCUUUUAGAGAUCUCCCGGGCGACAGCGCUGGUGUAUCCUUUGCUUCGGAAGGAUGUUACACCGUAG
Zymoseptoria tritici IPO323 is the source of this 1977-nucleotide messenger RNA. RefSeq lists its product as uncharacterized. The record is from RefSeq and is a predicted model, not a curated record. The transcript is spliced from 3 exons. Bases 1 to 1977 code for a protein of 658 amino acids. NCBI's taxonomy places the organism in Eukaryota, Fungi, Ascomycota, Dothideomycetes, Mycosphaerellales, Mycosphaerellaceae.